AAAAGGUGGCGACAGCAGCACAGCAAACUAUGAAAACACAGCGGCUUCCGUUCCGCGUUGGGACUCUAAACACUUUAAAUCAUGGAUGAUUCAGACACCGGCGCUAUUCUUGCGGAGGACCUGGAGUCGAGUGACUCCAGCAAAGUCUGUUGUUGUUUUAGGGUGCCACAAAACAAACGUCCACCGCCGUGUUCAUGUCCGUUUUCCGUGACCGUGGAGCCCGUUAUGUUCCUGUCCACGUUCUCCAUAGCUCUCCAGAUGCCUCUGUACACGCAGUACCUGUGGGAUCGUAUCAGUGAAGAUGUGGGUUAUAAUAAUGGAACAAAGGGAGGAGGAUGUAAUGCAUCUACAGUCCACGAUCCUCUGCAGAAGGAAGUGGAGACUCGGACGGCACACUGGAACCUGUACAUCAAUCUGGGUGGAUUUGUAGUUGGGCUGAUCAUGGUGACCCUGCUGGCAUGGAGCGACCGUGCAGGUCGGCGUCUUGUUCUGAUCAUCCCUUCCCUUGGCCUGGCUGUUCAGGCGACUGUGUAUUUGAUUGUAAUGUACCUGAAGCUGCCUGUGUUCUGGUUCUUCAUUGGGAGAAUCUGCAGCAGCCUGUCUGGGGACUUCAACGCCAUUUUGGCCGGUUGCUUUGCAUAUGUGGCUGACACAAGUGCCAGGGGUUCUCGUACCUUCCGUGUGGCAAUACUAGAGGCUUGUCUGGGGUUGGCUGGUAUGUUUGCGAGCAUCAUCGGAGGACAGUGGCGAAGGGCACAAGGGUAUAUCAACCCAUUCUGGCUGGUAUUGGCCACAAAUCUUGCAGCGGCCCUUUACAUAUACCUUUUUGUGCCUGAAACGGUCACCCCUGACCCAGAGGCAAAGCUCCUCUCCACCAGGCACCACCGGGCCGUCUACCGCCUCUAUGCAUCUGAUGCACCGCAGGGGCGUAGAACUAAACUCUGGUUGUACACUCUCUGCUUCUUUUUUGUGGUGUCUGUACAUUUCGGCUGCAGUGACCUCUAUGUGCUGUAUGAGUUGAGCGCUCCGCUCUGCUGGGGUCCAGAACUGAUCGGUUAUGGCUCUGCGGCCAAGCAUCUGGCCUACCUCACUAGCCUGACGGGGCUGAGGGUCAUGCAGUGCUUUCUGGAGGACUCCUGGGUGGCUUUGGUGGGCCUUUCCUCUAAUGUAGUUGGCUUGAUUGUGUUUUCGGUUGCUAACACUACAGCUCUGAUGUUUACAGGAUAUGGGUUGUGCUUCCUUUUUAUGGCUUCUACCCCAGUCCUGAGAUCGAAACUGUCCACGCUGGUGGACCCUGCAGAACAAGGUGCUCUGUUUGCUUCAGUGGCGUGUGUGGAAGGCCUGUGCUCACUAGUAUCUAGUGGGGUCUUUAACUCUCUGUACCCUGCCACCCUACACUUCAUGAAAGGAUUCCCCUUUAUCUUUGGGGCCGUCAUCCUCUUUAUACCAGCUGGCAUUAUCGGGGGCUUGGAUUGCCAGGAGAAGAAAGAGAGCAGAGAAAAUAGAGAAGGCUCUGGAAUAUCCUGACAUUGACUCUGUGAGAGUUAUGCUAGAUCCAAAAUAUUCUAAAGCUGACUGCUAAUAGAGUGCACAAAAGGGAGUCAUGUGCAAUACGAAUAUUAGUCUGGGCUUAGUUUUUUGUUUUUUUGUUUGUUUGUUUUUUUAAAGAAAUGAUUUUAUUGA
Sinocyclocheilus anshuiensis is the source of this 1683-nucleotide messenger RNA. RefSeq names its product proton-coupled folate transporter-like. The record is from RefSeq and is a predicted model, not a curated record. Gene Ontology annotation, cellular component: plasma membrane. Gene Ontology annotation, molecular function: transmembrane transporter activity. Gene Ontology annotation, biological process: transmembrane transport. Lineage: Eukaryota; Metazoa; Chordata; Actinopteri; Cypriniformes; Cyprinidae.